This is a messenger RNA of Brassica napus (rape), 2094 nucleotides long. RefSeq names its product protein SOMBRERO. Lineage: Eukaryota; Viridiplantae; Streptophyta; Magnoliopsida; Brassicales; Brassicaceae. The record is from RefSeq and is a predicted model, not a curated record. Gene Ontology annotation, molecular function: DNA binding. The transcript has 3 exons. Gene Ontology annotation, biological process: regulation of DNA-templated transcription. Bases 906 to 1949 code for a protein of 347 amino acids.
AAUUUAUGUCAAAUUUUGAACUGGCCCAAGUUGAGACCAACAAAAUUUAUUAAUUUAUAGAAAUUAUUAAUUUAUCGAAUAUUAAUUUAUAGAGAUUCAUAUAUUUCUUUGACCAGCUGUGGUAUAUUCAAUUGAAUACAAAUAAUAGUGGCACUAAUCCAUAGAAACCUAAGUCUAUCUUUCUCUUUCAUCUCUUUCUAUCUCAUAGAAGAAGAAAGAGAGAGAGAUAGAAACCCUAAACAUCGUGCCCUUUAAGCUAAGAUAUCUUCAGUUUUGUAGAAAUUCAUAUUUGCUUGCUUCUUUGCCUUCUCUCUUUCAUUGUCUUCUACCUCUUGCCUCUAACAGAAGCAAUACUUUCCGGCCUCCAAGGUUUGUUUUCUUUCCUUUUCCAUAUCAUAUAUCUUUAAUUUCUUGUUGUCAUCAUAGUCAUUUGCAAUACAUAUAUAUAUAUAUAUAUAUACAUGCACUCACUCACACACCCUCGUAAAUAUGUGUACUUUCACUUUAAGCAUAUCUGUAUUUUCAUUUCUUCUCUUUGAUUACUCAAGAACAUGACUAAUCAUCAAACUCUCUUUUUUUAAGAAGAGGACUGUUCCGUUUUCAACAACUCAAUUCAUGUUUCUUUUGGGAUAUUCAAGAUUUUUCUGUGUAUACAUAUGUAAGAAAGAUCCAGCUUAAGUUAGUGUAAAUAUGUGCAUGCAUGUUGAACUAGGUUUUUUUAGAUAUAAAAACAAAUUUAUUAUACCUUCACAAUAUUCGGAUUCUUUUAUGGUGACAACCCAUUCAUUGGUCAUGAUUUAUUUUCGUUUACUUUGAUAUCAUUUUUGUUAUUAAUUAUAUGUAAAUGAUUAGGGCGAAGGAGAAAAAGAAAGUAUAUUUGAUCUGCUUAAAGAAGAGUACGGAUAAUGGAGAUUGGCUCAUCAUCCAAGGUGGCUGGAGGAGCACAGCUUUCGGUUCCUCCAGGUUUCCGGUUUCAUCCAACGGAAGAGGAGCUUCUGUAUUAUUACCUCAAGAAGAAGGUUUCUUAUGAACCAAUUGAUUUAGAUGUUAUAAGAGAAGUUGAUCUAAACAAGCUUGAACCUUGGGAACUUCAAGAUAAAUGUAGAAUCGGGUCCGGUCCUCAAAACGAGUGGUACUUCUUUAGCCACAAGGACAAAAAAUAUCCGACUGGGACCCGAACCAACCGGGCCACUGCAGCCGGGUUCUGGAAAGCUACUGGUAGAGACAAAUCCAUACAUCUAAACAGCUCCAAAAAGAUUGGACUUCGUAAGACUCUUGUCUUCUACACUGGUCGUGCUCCUCAUGGCCACAAAACCGAAUGGAUCAUGCAUGAAUACCGCUUAGACGAUAACGAAAAUGAGAUCCAGGAAGAUGGGUGGGUUGUAUGCAGAGUGUUCAAGAAGAAGAACCACUUCAGGGGGUUUCAACAAGAACAAGAUCAAGAUCAUCAUCAUCACCAAUACAUAAACAUCAACAGUGAUCAUGAUCACCAUCAUCAGCAUGACACUGAGUCAAAUUCAAACAAUCAUUCUUCUUUGAUAUCACAUUCUCUAGAUCAUCAUCAUCACAUGGGAAGACAGGUUCACAUGCCACUACAUGAGUUUGCAUACACUUUAAGCCACGGAUCAAUGCAUCUCCCUCAUCUAUUUAGCCCUGACUCGGUCCAACCGUUUGUGUCGUCAAUCAACACAACAGACAUUGAAUGCUCACAGAAUCUACUGAGGCUGACUUCUAAUAAUAACUAUGGUGGAGACUGGUCGUUUCUGGACAAGCUUCUCACAACGACUAACAUGAAUCAGCAAGUGCACAACCAUCAAGCAAAAUGUUUUGGGGAGACGCGUAACAACUGUAAUAACGACCAUGCUGUUACUUCAUCAUCUCCAGUUAAUCAAAGGUUCCCGUUUCACUAUCUGGGAAACGAUGCUAAUCCUCUCAAGUUCACAAAGUAGACCAAUCAAAUUUGAUUUUUGAUUUGAUCAACCUCAUGUUCUUUUUUUAAUUUUACUUUCUUCUUUAAGCUGUGGAAGAAAAUAUUGAAAACAUCUUUGUUUUGAUUUUUUAAUUUUUAGUUACACAUCUUUGUUUUGAACUUAA